GAAUAAGCUACGAGAUAGACGUUUCAAAACCAGGAUAAGAAACUCCAAAUCUUCUGAUAAGAAGUUUUAUUUAAAGAUGAAGCUGUUCCUAGCAAUUUGCUUUGUGGCAACGAUGCCGUCCUUAUUCGAGGCUACAAACUACUGCGAACCUUCGCUCUGUGACGAUGAUGAAACUCACGUAGCGUGUGAUGCCGGUUCUGAACUCGAAAAAUCAUCCUGUAAAGUGAUCCCGGUCGAAAGUGCCGAACAAUCUUUGAUCGUCAAGCUGCACAACGAAUUUCGUAACAAAGUUGCCACCGGGAAGCAGGAAUACCCGGGAGGAUUCUAUCCGGAGGCGGCCAGAAUGACCACCAUGCAAUGGGACGAUGACUUGGCAUUCGUGGCUGCUGCCAACGCUAGGAAGUGUGAGUUCGAGCAUGAUCAGUGUCGCAACUCGGUCCGUUACCCUGCAUCCGGUCAGAACAUUGCCUAUUCCGGUCAAUCGAGUGCCAAAGCUGACGUCAGUGCUGUGAUCACCAAGCUGAUCAACAAAUGGUACGGCGAGUAUAAGGACGCUAAUCCCGAAUACACCGCAGAGUAUCCCAAGGACUAUGAAGGACCUGCUAUCGGACAUUUCACCCAAAUCAUUGCGGAUCGUGCUGACCGGAUUGGAUGCGCUAUGGUUCAGUGGACUGAGAAGCCCUGGGUUAAGUUCUAUUUGGUGUGCAACUACGCUAGGACCAACGUCAUCGAAAAAGCCAUUUACGUUGCAGGAGACGUUGCCUCGGAAUGCACUACGGGCACCAAUAGUGACUAUCCGGGCUUGUGCAGUGAAGAGGAACCAGUUGACUAUGCACUGUAGAUAGUGUUCAGUUCUAUUUAACCUUAUUUUUUAAUCAACGAAAAACAAAGAAAAAUUGACAGUUUUAAAGUAUACAAAGUGAUAAUAAGUUAAGAUCAAAAGUAUUUGUCCCUUUUCUAUUCGAAAUCAAAAAUAUAAUGACGAAA
Molecule: messenger RNA, 987 nt
Organism: Uranotaenia lowii
Lineage: Eukaryota; Metazoa; Arthropoda; Insecta; Diptera; Culicidae
Product: antigen 5 like allergen Cul n 1-like
Exons: 4
Coding region: 77-841 (254 amino acids)
Source: RefSeq, a predicted model, not a curated record